GUGUACUAGGAAGGAUGUAAGAAGGAGAAAACGGCCUCAACCCGAUGAUGUAAAGUACUCUGCACUCCUGGACGGCUUUGGGUGUUGGGGUUGAUUGAUUUUUAUAGGCAUUAGCCAAUAUGCACAGUGUGGCCAAGUUCAAUUACACAAUUCGACGAGUUGACAAACAUGGGUUUGCGUCCCCCGGCCGGGGGACGCGCGACCACUUUCUCUAAGACACCCGAAAAGCCCGAACUUCUGGGACAAGUACUCUAAGUGCACAACAGACUAUUGAUAUCAACCGCUAAAGCCAUGCGCCAAGUGACAGCAGUGACCGGAGGGGUUCAUUGCUGCCUAGGUUGACACAGCCAGCUGCUCAGGUGCAUUCCUAUGCUCAGGAAGCAUACACUACAUGCAACUACAUUACUAAAGCAGUGGCAGCAGCACGGCUCCCUGCGGGAGUAUCUUAUCCGCUGCCUGGAGCACCCCGACAUCCGGAUGGGGCGCGCCAUGCUCAUCGCCGCGCUGCAGGAGGUGCUGCAGCUGGUGCACAUGCUGAGCCGGGCCGGCAUCGUGCUUGGCGACCUAAAGCUGGACAACAUGUUGGUAGACGCACACGGCCACGUGACUCUGUCGGACGUGGACGGUGCCGGGCUGCUGGAGGAGGGGCUGCUGCGCACCACCCAGCUGGUGGCGGCGCAGGCGGCCGCGCAGGCGGCGGCCAUGUGCUUGGACCCGGUGGCGGCGGAGGCGGCGGUGUGGCGGGCGGCGGACCUGGUGUUCACUCAGGAACCGCCGACGAUGAUCACGGACGCGUUCGCGCCGUUAGAGAUCAAGGUUUUCCAGAGCAUGUGCGGUGCCUCGCACCAGCACCUGGUGGGCGCAAGCCUGGGGGCCCUGCUGGCGGCACUCCAGCCGGUGCUGCUGUCGGCGGGCCGCACGGCCUGCUUUUACUUUGUCACAGAACUGCACGGCCUGGCCAUGGGCCUGCAGACCCUGGCGCACCUCGACCGGCCCGACCUGCAGGGCGUGUGGUCGCAGCUGGAGGCCAUCGGGGCGCGGUGGGUGUGAUGCUUGGCGACAAGCUGGGCAGGCGGCUAGGGAGCUAUUGAGCGAGCCUGGCGGGGACAAGGGAGGUUGCUGGUUCGAGCGUGUGACCACGUGGGGAAUGCGUAUACGGACGUUGCUACUAACGUUAUUUCAUUGAACGCAGCACUACGGAUGGAAGAGCAUGAUUGUGCGUUCUCGAGCAGCAUGCAUACGUUACUGAGAAGCGUAAACUUAAGACUGGAGGGAGACUUCAGGGAUGAAUUGCAGCACUGUCGUUUCGUUCACACGGGGAUGGAAAGUGUGAAAGGGCACCUCGGAUCGGCCUUGAUGGGGCUAAUUACGAGGAGAAUUACGAGGAGAACUGCUGAUGACCCUACGGGAACAGAACGAUGCAUGCUUCAGAGAAAUGCUUGGCGCUGCGGUACCUUGUUUUGGUGAUUCCCUGGUGUGGAAUCGGCCUUGACGAGCAAGGCCUUGAUGAUGCGCAAGGGCGCCCACGCACGCCCCAAAGGUGGCCGCUCUGUCUGGGCCGCGUCUGAGGCAGGUAGGGUAGUAUGGGCUGAGGCAGGGUAGCAUGGUGUGCGUGCAUGGACUCGGACCAUGGUGAGGCUCUGGCUAUUGCCGGACCAUGUUUGUGUACCGUAUGGCGGCUGCUUGUGGGUUCACAACAUGUGCCAACUGCAACAAGCACGUUGACCCGCGUUGACGAGUACCGU
Molecule: messenger RNA, 1745 nt
Organism: Chlamydomonas reinhardtii
Lineage: Eukaryota; Viridiplantae; Chlorophyta; Chlorophyceae; Chlamydomonadales; Chlamydomonadaceae
Exons: 4
Coding region: 370-1050 (226 amino acids)
Source: RefSeq, a predicted model, not a curated record